This is a messenger RNA of Brachypodium distachyon (stiff brome), 414 nucleotides long. Its product is annotated as photosystem II 10 kDa polypeptide, chloroplastic-like. Gene Ontology annotation, biological process: photosynthesis. The record is from RefSeq and is a predicted model, not a curated record. NCBI's taxonomy places the organism in Eukaryota, Viridiplantae, Streptophyta, Magnoliopsida, Poales, Poaceae. Gene Ontology annotation, cellular component: photosystem II oxygen evolving complex; thylakoid membrane; photosystem II.
AUGUCUGACUCUGUCAUGGCGUCUCUGGCUCUGAAACCAUCUUCGUCUCCAUUGCUGGAACGAUCGAAGCCAAGCGCGCGACCAUCGGUGAGGCCGCCGUUGUUCAUAGUGGCCAAGAAGGCGAAGAAGGUCCAGACUUCCCAACCCUACGGGCCUUCUGGAGAGGUGGUGUUCAAGGAAGGCGUUGAUGCAUCUGGGAGGGUAGCCAAGGGGAAGGGUGUUUACCAGUUCUCCAACAAGUAUGGAGCAAAUGUUGAUGGGUACAGCCCAAUAUAUACCCCAGAAGAAUGGUCUCCAAGUGGUGAUGUUUAUGUUGGAGGAAAGACAGGGCUAUUUCUCUGGGCAGUUACUCUGACUGGAAUUCUGCUGGGUGGUGCUCUUCUUGUCUACAGUACUAGUGCCUUGGCUUCUUGA